ACGCCAAACCCAAUUUGCCUGUAAAUCCAGACACGAACCCGCGGCGAUUGCCACGCGCCUCUCCAACGCACGAAGCCGGGCAACGUUUCUCCUCUUCUCUUCCACCGUUCUGCUUCGUCAACUCGCAAAGCGAAAAGAGCAGAAGAGCCAAUGAAGGAAGAAUACUCCAUGGCGGACACCUCUCGCUUGAUGGAAGCCGCUUCCGACUUCGCCCACUAUCCCGGCGUCCAGAAUGACGCGGCUGCGAAGGAAUUCCUCGAUCGCUUUCCUCUUCCUGCCAUCAUCAGCACUUUGCAAACGAGAGCGGAUGUGCCUGGUCUCGAAACUACGCUGGUUAAUUGUCUGGAGAGAUUGUUCAAGACCAAAUACGGCGCUUCCCUGAUCCCGCACUUUAUGCCUUUUGUACAAGUUGGUUUGCAGGCAGCUUCGCAAGAAGUCAGAUGUCUUGCUUGCAAAACGGUGUCUUGCCUGUUGGAGAAUUCUGAUGAAAAGUCUGUGUCUGCUGUGAAGCUAAUUAUUGACUACAAUGUUUACCCACUUUUGCUUGAUUGCCUUGUUAAUGGAAAUGAACAAGUUGCCGCAGCUUCAAUGGAUGCUAUUAAGGUUCUGGCAUGCUUUCAAGGAGGCACAAACAUUGUUUUUCCAGCCAGUGAAAAUGAAGUUUCUCAUCUUAGAAACUUAGCAGCUCAAUGCACGUCAUUGGGUCGUGUUCGGGUUCUAGCUUUGAUAGUGAAGCUGUUUUCUGUCUCCAGCUCCGUGGCAUCAAUUAUCUACAGUUCCAAUCUACUAAGUUUACUUGAGGCAGAAAUCAGCAAUUCUCAAGAUACCCUUGUAUCUUUAAGUGUUCUGGAGCUCCUGUACGAGAUGGUUGAGAUUCGGCAUGCAACGGAAAUUUUGUCAAGGACUGCACUUCUUCAGCUACUUUCUUCUAUCAUAAGUAAUGCAUCGUUGGAGUCAAUUUUGAGGUCAAGGGCAAUGAUGGUUUGCGGAAGACUUCUGUCCAAGGAGGACACUUAUUUGUUUACAGAUGAACCCAGUGUCAGAGUAGUUGUUUCUGCCAUUGAUGCAAGUCUCAGCUCAUCGGAGAGUCUGGAUACAGAUGAAUGUGAAUCUGCCCUUGAAGCAUUAGGUCAAAUCGGGUUAUCAACUCAGGGAGCUGAAUUAUUGUUGUCGAGCACAUCUCCUGCUGCAAGACAUGUAGUGCAUGGUGCCUUCGACAGACAAGGACGCGGUAAACAGCUGGCUGCAUUGCAUGCAUUGGGAAAUUUGGCUGGAGAAGCUCGGUCAGAGAAUAGUGUAAUACUAAAUGGUGCUGCAGAAGAAACCCUAAGAUUCUUGAUUUAUGAGGCAGCAUCCAGGAGUCCAAAGUUGACACCAUCUGGCUUUUUCGUAUCAGUUCUUCAGCAGGAGGCAGAAACUCGUUUAGCAGGUUAUAGGCUGAUUACAGCUUUCGUAGCUAGGCCAUGGUGCCUGAUGGAGAUCUGCUCAAAAGAAGAGAUAAUAGAUAUCGUAACUGACCCAUGCAUUGAAACCACAAAAGGAGGUAUGGAAGCAAGGUACAGAUGCUGCCAAGCAACGCACAAUGCUUUCACACGUUCAAGCAAACUGCUUAGCGAUCCUUCUCUGGCUGGAAUUGCUAGCAAGGUAUCUUUGGACUUGAUGAUGAUGUUCCUUCUUUGCACAGUUGCAAGAUGCUGUAAGAAGGGGUCCCUAUCUUGCAAGAAGGCAUUCUGAGGCUCAACCUGCUGUAAUGACAGCUGAAAGAUUCUAGACGAAGUCAGUCUCUCGGAACUCGGGAGGAGCAUCCAGUCCGUGCUCAAAGCCGUCUUUCUUCCUUAAUGCUGGGAAAAACUUGCCGCUUCCGAUGCUUGCUUGGACGAGAGUUUUUGGACAUGAUCGGAACUUGUAAAUCUCACAUGUUAUAGGAGCCGACUUUUGGUUAAUCCCCAAGUAGAAGCGGACCGCAGUUGUCUCGUUAUCUUGGGGGUAGGAUCUCUAUGCAACCGUUGUAGGGAUACUUUUGAUAAACAAACUGUCGUUAUGGAUGGACCGCACAUUUCCUACCCAAUGUGACACGGAACAAAAUGCCAAUCAGCAUGGUGUUCCAGAAACUUCAUUUUUCUUGA
Molecule: messenger RNA, 2126 nt
Organism: Rhodamnia argentea
Lineage: Eukaryota; Viridiplantae; Streptophyta; Magnoliopsida; Myrtales; Myrtaceae
Exons: 17
Coding region: 151-1734 (527 amino acids)
Biological process (GO): proteasome assembly
Cellular component (GO): cytosol
Source: RefSeq, a predicted model, not a curated record